AGUGAGCGACACAAUUAAUUCGACGAGGGUUGCGUUGCGUUGUGCGGAUAUGAAAUUGGACAGCUCUAGUUCUCUACAUUUUGCUUGUUGUCUUUGUUGAGAGAGUUGUUUCCUCAGAACAACGUUGGUUAAGUUCAUGGUACGGGGUUUCUUUAGGGAUACAAAUGUUUUGAGAUUUUUCAAAAUCGGCCAAACCUUGAAUUACUUCUUUCUGGAGUAGUGAGGUCGAGGGUUAUUGAUUCAGUGUCUGGCUCAGUCUUUUAACGUCUUUCGUGGGGUGGUAGGUAGAUGUGAUUUGAUGUUUGAACCAUUUGAGUUUACAGCUUUGUCGAAGAUUUUGUCCAAUUGAUUUGAGCGGAAAUUUGUAGCAGCUCUCAGUGAUAUUCCGGAUACUGGCACUCCGAAUUCUUGCCUUUACAUUGUUGUUUUCAGACAGCUUGUGCUCUUGAAAGGAUGAUGUUGUAGAGCACGUUCAUUUUUUAGUAGUAAAGCAGAAUGCAGAUUUCGAGGUUGAUGAGGGGCCGUUUGGCAUUCUCGAUUAGAACGUUACUUCGCGAAGUUCCAUCUCCCAAAUGUCGCAUCCCAGAGCAUUCGGGUCUCAAUUCUGAAGGGUUUGAAAGAGGUUACUGUGCGUAUCGGCUAUUUUAUUCAACGAGUAUGCACAGAAGUACCGAUUUAGCAACAUUGAAGCAUUUUCAACCGAUUUUGCAAAUUAGUCGUAGGAAUUAUGGAAUGAAAAAAAUUGUGGGAUUGACAUUUGCCACCAGCUGGUUGGCGGCAUGGCAUGGGCCUACAGAGGUCAUUAAAUGUGAGGAGGUUCAUAUGGGAGAACUGGCCUCGUCAAUGCCGCACGCCGUGAUUAAAGUUGAGGAGAGGGAUUCUAGAGUUCUAAUUGUGCUGAAAUACUUAUGGAUGCCCACAAUGGCAAUAUUUACAGUGAUUACUGGAUAUUAUUUUCCCUCUUCACUCGCAUUAACCGUGGGUUUGCUCCUAUGGAGCACUAAACCCAAGGCGAACUCCAUAUAUGAUUGGGUUGAAAAGAGAAGGCUGGAAGAAGCCAUAGAGAAGCAGAGGAUUGAGAAGUUCGGUUUCAAUUUUAAUCUCAAAGCAACUGUUAUGCACGUAGAAGUCCGUGACUAUACAUUCAUUUGUCUUGCUCAAAUCACGUCGAUGGCACAGAAUGCCACUUUGGUGGGGUUCCUGGGCGGGUGGCUUGUGAUCUACUCCUCGUCAUCCUCCAUCACGGCACUUGGUUUGCGCUCAAUUUUUCCUGAUUCGUAUCCUGCUUUUAAAAAAUAUUUGUCAGAUCUGAUCCCGGUUUAGUAAUAGAGCACUCUGUUGGAAAUGUGACAUUAGUAUUAUGACCAGCCAUCCCUAAGGGCAUCCGCAGUGAUUAACUUGGUAAAGCUUUGUACAUAGACUUUUCUUGUAGGAGAAUCAGUCUACCUACCUUUCGAAUGUAAAGCCUGCGAAUCCAUUUUCUCAUCAUGAGCUUUAAAUUCUGAAACGAAAGCUUCACAAUUCAUACUCCAUAGAAUACUUUUGUAUUUGGUAUAAUUACAAACCUGUUGAUUGGAAACAUUGCGUCAUUAGUGUUCAUAUUCCAAUCGUAUGUACGGCCUCUCAGAUGUUUGAAAUCUGCAAACUUUAGAGCGUUGCCACUU
Physcomitrium patens is the source of this 1664-nucleotide messenger RNA. RefSeq lists its product as uncharacterized. The record is from RefSeq and is a predicted model, not a curated record. Lineage: Eukaryota; Viridiplantae; Streptophyta; Bryopsida; Funariales; Funariaceae.